AUGUCUACCAACGAAGCCGCUUUACUCGUAUCUUAUGAUACACCCAAUGGACCACAAUCCAUACCAAUAACCUAUUUGAAUGACAUAUACGACACAGAAGACAAACGUGCUAUCCCAUUGCCAUCAUAUUGUAUUAAGAAAGUACACCACCCUGAUGCUGACUUUACAAUUGUAUCUAAGAAUAUUGGUGGAAACAGGUUUAGAGAUGCUUUGGCGUUUGUUGGUGAUGAUAUUGCAAUUACUCUUUUCUCGGAAAUUUGCGACAAUUCACUCCAAUGCAUAUCCCAUAUGAAACAUUUGGUAAUUUUAAAACCAGAAAAGAAUGCUAGGAGUGCAAUUGUAGUCAAUACAAAGGCAGUGGAAAAUCUUAAAAUAACAGGUGAGAUGCAAUUGUCAAAUCAAGUUCUUGAUCCAGUGAUCAAAAGAUGUAUUGCGGAUGUUACAGUCGAGAUAGGUUCACUCAAGUUUACUGCAGUUUGUUGCUAUAUUGAAACUAACAUUCAUAUGAAUGUGACGAGGAAGUUGAUUUUUUUAAAUGAGUUGGAUCGUCUUCUCAAAACAAAAGGUUCUUAUAUUGUUGGUGGAGAUUUUAAUUUUGGAAAAGGUCUUAUAAAACCCAGGUUUGAUAGAGAUGUUACCGUUGUUCAGAGAUUGAAGAAACUUGUUGAAAGUAAAAAAAUGAUUGAUGUUGGUCGUUUGCAUUCUAAUUACAAAGAUAUAUUCACAAAUGUUAGCGGUUCCAAUUACCGCCGAAUCGAUUACAUUUUGGUGAGUCAAUUUUCGCUACAGAAAAUGACAUCAUUUAAUAUUGAUUUUGAUGGAUGCAGCACUCAUACUGUCUUGAAAACUUGCUUCACAAUUGAAGACAUUGAAUGCAUAGACCACAUCUCCACAAUUGAUCGCGAAGAUCUGAUUGAACCAUUGCGUCAGUAUUGUGUAUUAAUGAAUAAAAGAAAAAUACGCAGUGUUGAUAAGGAUGAAGCAUAUCCUAAUGGCGAAGAAGGUAGUUCUGAAGAUGAAAAAGCCCCCACACUUGAUGAAUUGCAUUUGGUUGCUCAAGAUUCGGACCUAUAUGAUGAUGAUGGUCCAAUCCAGGUAUCAAAAUCUUAUUCCAAGCUAUUGUUGAUUUGA
Messenger RNA from Lodderomyces elongisporus, 1131 nucleotides. RefSeq lists its product as uncharacterized. The record is from RefSeq and is a predicted model, not a curated record. Bases 1 to 1131 code for a protein of 376 amino acids. NCBI's taxonomy places the organism in Eukaryota, Fungi, Ascomycota, Pichiomycetes, Serinales, Debaryomycetaceae. The transcript has a single exon.